Messenger RNA from Megalops cyprinoides (Indo-Pacific tarpon), 2605 nucleotides. It is a transcript of the gene tcf7l1b, whose product is annotated as transcription factor 7 like 1b. The coding region runs from base 818 to 2554 and encodes 578 amino acids. Gene Ontology annotation, biological process: canonical Wnt signaling pathway; regulation of transcription by RNA polymerase II; generation of neurons. Gene Ontology annotation, cellular component: beta-catenin-TCF complex. Lineage: Eukaryota; Metazoa; Chordata; Actinopteri; Elopiformes; Megalopidae. Gene Ontology annotation, molecular function: RNA polymerase II cis-regulatory region sequence-specific DNA binding; DNA-binding transcription factor activity, RNA polymerase II-specific. The record is from RefSeq and is a predicted model, not a curated record. The transcript has 12 exons.
CGGAGAGAACGACAGACCUACUUUUCCUCGAACCAUGCAUUAUUUUCAAUAGAAAGAGCACACAUUCAGAAUCUCUUGCCGGAUUAUGUUGCGCAAAUCGAAUGAACUGUAAUUUACUUUGGGAACUCGAAUUCAAGAAAACUUGCAUAGGAACUCCCGUACGACAGACAGGAAUCCCGAGGAAACUUGAUCGCUGAAACUUUUUAAUCUGCGGUGCGCGUUUUCGAUGCGAGCAACCACGGCGCAGAACUUUUCAGAAUCCGUUUGUAGUUAAACUUAGAUCUCUCGUAGAGCGAGAUCCGAGUGGAAGCACGGAUAUGGAUGUUAAGGGAUGAAUGUGGGUUCGUUUAUGAUUCUCGCGCGGUGUGGUUUGUCUUGCAGUUUUGCUACCUCCGAAACUUGCAGGGAAGAAGAUCGAAGCUGCGUUAUUCGAGAUCCAGACGGAGCAUAAAGGAAGAAUAAAAACAACUGCACAGAAGACGUGCGGGGCGUACUUUGCAAAGUUGCUGUAUUUUCGGUUAAUGUUAUAUUUUACGCAAUAUUUAUUUGCAUUCAUAACGAAAAGGUGUCUGGUGGAUUAAUGGAAAGUUCGUCAUGUUUUAGCCAUGGAAAAGUGGGGAAUCUUUAUUAUGUAUUUUAAACUGAAGAUCUGAAACCGUGGGAACUGACAUAUAAGCUAAGUUUUGGGUCAUUCUAGCGUGAGCAAAGCGGACAACAGUAUUUGUUUAGUUGAAACAGACGUCCAGUGGAUUGUACAACACAGGCAUCAUUUUUUAUUGUUUUUAGAGGGAAUAAGGUAGGAGACUUUGCUUGUAAAAUGCCACAACUUAACGGAGGCGGCGGCGAUGACUUGGGGGCCAACGAUGAAAUGAUCUCCUUUAAAGACGAAGGGGAGCAGGAGGAAAAAAUAUCCGAAAAUGUUUCGGCCGAGAGGGAUUUGGACGAUGUGAAAUCCUCUUUAGUGAACGAGUCGGAAAACAACAGCAGUUCCUCUGAUUCAGAGCAAGCAGAGAGGCGUCCCCAACCAAGACCAGACUCAGAAAGUUACGAGAAAACCAGAGAUUACUUUAGUGAAGCAUUAAGAAGACAGCAAGAUGGAGGCUUUUUUAAGAGUCCCCAUUAUCCUGGUUAUCCGUUUCUAAUGAUCCCAGAUCUUACCAACCCCUACCUAUCCAACGGGUCCCUAUCCCCCAGCGCCAGAACGUACCUGCAGAUGAAAUGGCCACUCCUCGAUGUUCCGGGAACAGCCGGCCUGAAAGACUCCAGAUCACCCACCCCGGGACACCUAUCCAACAAGGUCCCGGUGGUGCAGCAUGCCCACCACGUCCACCCGCUGACGCCACUCAUCACCUACAGCAAUGAGCACUUCUCUCCCGGGACCCCACCCUCGCACCUCUCACCGGAGAUCCUCGACCCAAAGACAGGCAUCCCGCGAACGCCCCACCCCUCAGAGCUCUCACCCUACUACCCGCUGUCACCUGGGGCCGUGGGACAAAUCCCUCAUCCCCUGGGCUGGCUGGUUCCUCAGCAGGGCCAGCACAUGUACUCCAUCCCGCCCGGGGGGUUCAGACACCCCUACCCUGCGCUCGCUAUGAAUGCCUCCAUGUCCAGCCUGGUGUCCAGCCGUUUCUCGCCACACAUGGUGCCCCACCACCCCCACGGCUUGCACCAGACAGGCAUCCCUCACCCGGCCAUUGUCUCGCCCGCCAUCAAACAAGAGCCCAACAAUGACAAUGUGGGCUCUGUCGUGCACUCGAAGUCUCCGGGGCCGGCGAAGAAGGAGGAGGACAAGAAGCCCCACAUCAAGAAGCCACUGAACGCCUUCAUGCUCUACAUGAAGGAGAUGAGGGCCAAGGUGGUGGCGGAGUGCACCCUGAAGGAGAGCGCGGCCAUCAACCAGAUCCUGGGGAGGAGGUGGCAUUCGCUAUCACGAGAGGAACAGGCCAAGUACUACGAGCUGGCGAGGAAAGAGAGGCAACUGCACUCCCAGCUCUAUCCAGGCUGGUCGGCACGGGAUAACUACGGGAAACGAAAAAAGAGAAAGAGAGAUAAUAAGACGGACUCCACACCAGAAGACUUUUCUUCGCGAAAUAAGAAGCAGUGCGUGCAAUACCUGCCAUCUGAGAAGAUGUGCGACAGCCCCGCCUCCUCUCACGGCAGCAUGCUGGACUCCCCAGCCACACCCUCGGCGGCCCUGGCCUCCCCAGCAGCGCCUGCUGCCACCCACUCAGAGCAGGCCCAGCCCCUGUCCCUCACCACCAAGCCCGAGGGCCGGCCACACCAUCACUUCCCUCUCCCGGGCAAGCCCUCUGGAUCUUCCUCCUCUUCUUCCUCCUCCUCUUCCUCCUCCUCCUCUUCCCAGCCAAGCAUCUCUCUCCCCAUUGGUUCCUCAGGCAGCCAGUCCACGCCGAUUCUCUCUCGGCCAAUCCCCUUCACCUCUCUGCACCCUUCCAUGCUGUCCCCACCCACCUCUUUCCAUCAGGCCGCCCUGCAUUCCCACCAUGCUUUGUUCCAAUCACAGCCCCUGUCCUUGGUUACCAAAUCAACCGACUAAAUCAAAACGAGCAAUUCUUUUUUUUUUUUUUUUCUUUUUAUUAUGCUGUAU